AUGAGGCGGGCCAGCCUGCCGCGUCCCAAACGGUCGUCGGUGCCCGCGGUGCCCCGGGACGUGGCAACCCCACGGGAACCCACGGCCCCGCCCGCUCGGGGGGUCUUCUGGGGAUUCGCGCUCCGGGGCAAUCCUCCGAAGGCUGAUUCGUCGACAAGCGCCAGCAACAGGGGGAGGGACGACUCCCCGCCUGCCGCGCCGAGCAAGAAGGCGCGCGCGGACGCCGGCAGCGCUGCUGACCCGGCCGGCACAGGGGCUAGCGGCGCCGCCAUCACUCCUACUGGCGACCCAGCCCCGACGAAGGUUGCGCCGGCAACAGGCGACACCCCGCCCGCAGUAAGCCACCCGGAGACCCCUGCCGGGACGGAGGAGGAGGUGGAGGCUCCCCCCGCAGGCCCAACGGCCCUGCAAGGCCCAAGUGAACCCGCAUCGGGGGUGGGUGCCAUCGUGGUUGACCUCGACUCCGACGUCGAGGUCACAGGGGCGUCGGAGGAGCCGGAAGUGGCCCCCGCACCAAGCCCUGCUGCGCCGGCAGCAGUAACCACCGCCGCCACCGGGACGGUGCCCGGCGACGCGCCAGCGGUCACGGACGCUGUUGGCGCGGAUCUUUCUGCCGCUCAGCAGGGGACAGCGGUGACCGCCGCCGCCAUCGGGACGGCGCCCGGCGACACGCUAAUGGCCAUGGACGCUGCUGAGCUCUACCGGCGGCUGGAGGCUCAGCGCGCCGAGCUCCAGGGGGCUUUGGACUCGAUGGUGGCGGCUCAAGCGGCAACCAAGAAGGAGCACGCCGAGGUGAUCGCUGCCGCCCAGGCCCGUAUCGAUGAGAAGAGCGAUCUGAUCGCCAACUACCUCGGGGAGAACCAAGGCCUGCGCGUCAAGCUAGAGGUGCAGGUCAAGGCCACCGAAAGCACGGUAAAGCGAACAAAAGGAGAUACAUUGGGAGCAACGAGCUCGGCUGGGGGCUGCGGCAACUAG
Messenger RNA from Brachypodium distachyon (stiff brome), 975 nucleotides. RefSeq names its product predicted GPI-anchored protein 58. The transcript is spliced from 5 exons. The record is from RefSeq and is a predicted model, not a curated record. Bases 1 to 975 code for a protein of 324 amino acids. NCBI's taxonomy places the organism in Eukaryota, Viridiplantae, Streptophyta, Magnoliopsida, Poales, Poaceae.